This is a messenger RNA of Pseudovirgaria hyperparasitica, 788 nucleotides long. RefSeq names its product histone cluster 1, H3g protein. Bases 68 to 478 code for a protein of 136 amino acids. The record is from RefSeq and is a predicted model, not a curated record. Gene Ontology annotation, biological process: rRNA transcription. Lineage: Eukaryota; Fungi; Ascomycota; Dothideomycetes; Acrospermales; Acrospermaceae. The transcript is spliced from 3 exons. Gene Ontology annotation, molecular function: structural constituent of chromatin; protein heterodimerization activity; DNA binding. Gene Ontology annotation, cellular component: nucleosome.
CAACCAACCGCUCCACUUCAUCAUCAUCAACACAUCUCCAUCUUCAACUCAUCGGAAAUCCCUCGCAAUGGCCCGUACCAAGCAAACUGCCCGCAAGUCCACUGGUGGCAAGGCCCCACGUAAGGCUCUCGCCUCCAAGGCCGCCCGCAAGUCCGCACCAUCGACCGGUGGUGUUAAGAAGCCUCACCGUUACAAGCCUGGUACCGUCGCUCUCCGUGAAAUUCGCCGCUAUCAAAAGUCCACCGAGCUUUUGAUCCGCAAGUUGCCUUUCCAACGUCUGGUCCGUGAAAUCGCCCAAGACUUCAAGUCCGACCUCCGCUUCCAGUCUUCUGCCAUUGGCGCUCUUCAGGAAUCCGUCGAGGCCUACCUCGUCUCACUAUUCGAGGACACCAACUUGUGCGCUAUCCAUGCUAAGCGUGUCACCAUUCAGUCAAAAGACAUUCAACUUGCUCGUCGUCUCCGUGGUGAGCGAUCUUAAGCGCCGUCUUUCUUAUUUCGUGUCUUCGGAGGAUGAAGGGGUUCACUAGGCGUUUUGGUUGAUAUGCCCACUGGUUAUGACGGUUACGGGGGCUAGUGCACGAAUCCGUGCCUUUUGCAUUGUAUAUUAAUCAGUUGACUACCCGAUGAAUGGACGACAAGUCAUACUUCAUCUAGUGCUCGAUUUUCGCUCCAAGAGCUAUUUGUAGUGAUUCGCACCGUAGUAUGGUACAUUAUGACAACGCCAAAUCCCAACUUUAGUCACCCAAAACACUGCUUAGGUUCUUGAUUAAAUGGCUACACAACGGCAC